Molecule: messenger RNA, 5145 nt
Organism: Pangasianodon hypophthalmus (striped catfish)
Lineage: Eukaryota; Metazoa; Chordata; Actinopteri; Siluriformes; Pangasiidae
Gene: pbxip1a
Product: pre-B-cell leukemia homeobox interacting protein 1a
Exons: 10
Coding region: 1261-3597 (778 amino acids)
Source: RefSeq, a predicted model, not a curated record
AAAAGACAAGAGUUCAUAGAUGGUCACUCUCACCUGUAACUGUCCAUCACCGUGAGCACCAGCCUGCGUGAAGGAUCUGAUUGGCUAGUUCCUUCUGACGUCACUGGACACCAUGCAGCUGUAGGCGGAACGCACCGCGGAAUUCCCGAAGUUCCCAACUUUGGACGCACGAACGCAUCGAAAAGAUUUAAACAAAGACGGACGUGGAGAGAAGGAUUUUCUGAAAUUGCAGUUUAUAAAUACGGUAUGAUCAUUUAAGGACUGGAAUGCGCUACAGUUCAGGGCCAGGGCCGUCCAGAAGCCUUCCCCUGUGUGAGGAGUGUGUACAGUGUGAGGCACUGCGGCUCUUAGCGGAAUAAUCCGCUUUUCACGCUGUUUCUGUGUCAGAUAUAAAGCAGUUUUCGUAGAUAGAGCGUAGGAAUUUUAUUUAUUUAUUUUAAUCAUAAUCACAUAUUGCCACUGACAUGACAUUUUUAAAUUAAUUUGUUAGCUGCAUGUUUAGCUAACUCAGUGCUUUGGGUGUAUUUCUGAAGAAGCUUAGGGAACAUUUAGUAAGAUAUUGUUGGCUGUUUAAUAAAAACAUGGCCGGCUUUCAUUCUCGUUAAAGGUUAAAUAAGAGCCAGCUGGCCUUAGGGUGCUUACAUCUUAAUAAUAAUAAUAAUAAUAAUAAUAAACAGUGGGUCGUGCAUUGUAUUUUCAGUUCUUUCCCGUAUGGCUUCUUAAGUCGCCCUUUGUUGUUGGUGGUGUUAUUUAUCCGGACCGUUUCUGAAAUCUGUUCUUUGCGUUUUACAGCUGAAACGCCGCCUUAAUGUUUCUUUUUAAUAACACUGCUAUUAUGAUAACCUGCGCCUCCAUCCACCGUGUCAUUGUAUCCCAGAAUGCUAAACGCUCGUGACGUUUGCGCGUGCACUCGGUAGGUUACGUCACUGUCGUGGUCAGGGCAAUAAUAUUGCUGCGUUCGAAUUACCUGGGAAGUGGGAAGUAGAAACAUCCCUUUACAAUUACGUCAUUUUCGAGGUUAUAACUCAUUCAAAGGUAAGAAAUGUUACUGGGUUUACGUGCUGUGAGCAGUCAUGUUGAUUUGACGUCACUCCCUGAACUCGGAGUUGAGGAGACCCGCCUUCUUUGGUUUUUAAUAGUCUGAGCUCGGAAAUUACGAGUCACGACUUUUGGUUAGAUGCAGCCUUUAACCCCAGCGAGAGCUGGGAAAAUAUCUUAAUUAACGUAUUUUGCAGUUGCUGAGCCGGCCACACUGAAGUGAUGUCGGAUAACAGCACCGGCAGCAGCGGCUCAUCCAGUAACAGCUGGACUCUCCUCUCUCCUGAGGAGGCUGCCACUGAUACUGCUGGGCCAGUAGAUGAUGGAACUGAGAGUAUUGGUGAUGUACCAAGCCUUUCAGAGGAAGUUGCAGGAAGCUCUUUUGAGGUGAAGCCAAGUGAUAGUGAAGCUCCACAGGAGACUGUCUUGUCAGAAGAGGGCCACCAGGUUUGCCAAGAAACAUCCCCAGAAUUAUUUGAUGAGGGAGCAGUGUCUGGUCCAAGUGUUGAGGAUGAUCCUGAGAUUUGCGCACCAGUCAUCCACGCUACUAUCACAACCUCCCCACCAGACAAUGAUCUGCUUGGAGCAGUUCCCUUUAGCCUAGCUACUGAGUCAUCCCUCUUUCUUUCACAGGGGCCUUUCCUUGAAACAUCCUAUGAAGAGUCUUUAUCUGACGUACUCCCUACCUUUGAUUUUUCACCCAAACAAUGUCCCGUCCCUGAAGUUGUAGCUGAAGCCACACCUGAAUUUGUGGAUAAAAUUGGCCCUGCCUCAGAACCUACAGCCGAAGUUGGUCCUGCCUCAGAACCUACAGCCGAAGUUGGUCCUGCCUCAGAACCUACAGCCGAAGUUGGUCCUGCCUCAGAACCUACAGCUGAAAUUGGUCCUGCCUCAGAACCUAAAGCUGAAAUUAGCCCCGCCUCAGAAUGUACAGCUGAAAUAACCCCAUCCCCUGAGCCCCUAGAGUCUUCUUUUUCUGAAGUUACUGCAGAUGUAUGCCUUGUCUCUGACAUUAGUCAUACCUCUGCCAUCCCUGUGUUAGAUAUUCACACUGGGGUAAGCUCCCACCCUGAAAGCUCAUCUCCUAGUCUGUCUUCUGAAGUUAAUUUUAGCUAUGCAGCUGAGAGCCCUUACCCAGAAACACCUGCUUCCUUGGUCUUGGAAGAGAAAGAGCUUGUAACUGACACAGAGGAACAUAAAUCCAUAUAUGUUGCAAGGGAUGCAGAAUCUCUUGGCACCGAUGUGCCGAUUGAACACCAAAGAGAGGACAGUGGACUGCGGCAGCGACGUGUGCACUAUCCUGAGGAGCUGAGACAGAGCUCGGAUGAGGAAGAUGGGGAGGAAACAGAGUUUAAGCUACAAGACAGGAAAGAAGAGAAACCUGGCUUAUCGAUGAGUCACCUGAUCGUAGGAGCUCUGGCACUGUUGUGUCUAGGCUCUUUUUUUUUCUCUGGUACCAUUUUCGACCAAGCCGGUGAUGACUUUGAUGGCUCAGAGUUAAGUGACAAGGAACUUCUUGAAAAACUUGUUGAAGAAAACAAGCAGAUUUCCAUACUGGAGGCCCAAAUACAGGCACAGAAGGAAGAAUUGGACAGGGCAUUGAGGGCAACUGCAGAGAAAGGAAUCACUGACAAAGAACAUGCUAGGAUGAAAGAGGAAUUGUCUGCAUUGCCAAGCCUGAAAGAAGAAUUAGAGACACUUAAAACUAGGGUCUCUGAGCUCACCCAACUCACAGGUGAGGAACCCUCAGAACCUUCUCCUGGUUUUUCUGGAGAAGGUCAAAGUCCAGCAGGGCCUGACAGACGGUGGGGGAAAAAAGAUGAGCUCAAGAGACAAAAGAUUCUCUUGGAACAGAGUAAAACAAGGUUGGAAGGAAUGAAAAAACAGGACUGGCCCAAGAAGUGGUUACGAGAAAGACUGGUUGAGAUGCAGCAGAGAUUAUCAGAACAGGUGGACCGCAUAGGCAAGAAAGAUGAGUGGAGGAAGAAGCACAAAGGAGGGGAAAAUAGGAAAAAUGAGUGGGGUGACAGUGUCCAAAGGCACAAAGAGCUCUUAAAAAAGUACAGUGACGAGUGGGAGCAUAAGAAGGCCGAGAGGAAGCUGGAGAGAGAGAGGAGGAAGCAGGAGAGGUCUUGGCAGGCCAAGCAGAAGCAUGAUCAUAAAUUGCACCAGCACCAUGAAUCAAAGGACUUCUGGAAACAUCAAGAGAAGAAGCUCAGGAGAAACCAAAAUCCUCCUGAACACUGCCAUGAUGUGUCAGACUGCGCUGAAGCAGAAGGCCUCGUUCGUGUUAAGCUGUCUGAUUUUCGGGGCCUCCUGGACAUCUACCUGAACAAAUUGCAAGGGCUCAGUGCGGAGAAUAAGGAAGCUUUCCAUCAUCUUGUUGCCAAGUUUUUCCAUGGUGGCAUCUUCAGCCACGACAGAAUGCUCUUCAGUGAGUUUGCAGAAGACGUGGCCGACAUCUUGGAGGACCUGGCGGAUGUUCUGAUGGACGAUGAUGUGCUGGAGGAGGAGAUGGAAGAGUUUGAGAGGGAGGUGCUGUGGCAGUUUGCUGCGUAGAGCAGCAAGUUGGAGCAGUACUGAGGAGGAUAGCACAUGAGCCAUAUGACGUAAAUAAAAGAUGCCACAUGAUGAUGAGUAGUGAGCAAUUCUCUCACUAUACAUAAUUCAUUUCCCCAAGCUAUAUGACAGUAACAGUAAUAUGCCUAUAGUAUGAGGAGUGUGUUUCUGGAGUCUUUUAUAAAGUUCUACCAGUAAUUUGGAUGGAAAAAACCAUCACACCAACAUGAGAGGUCUGAGAAAUAAAACAAGUUUCCCCAAGCUACAUGUACUAACUGCAGUAUGCUUGUAGUGUUUGUAAGCGGCAUGUUUCUGGAGUCAUUUAGUAAAGUGUCUUCUGUGUGAUGGGUGUCAUACACUACAAUAACAUAUACUAUUGUUCUUAAAAGCUACAACCCUGGUUCUUGCUUACUGUGUAAAGCAGUAGUUAACUUUAACAGUAAAUUGUUGCUUUUUGCUGUCAAUUAAAAUAAAAUCAUCCUCAGUACAUAACAGUUCUGUUGACCCAAAUAGUGAAUAUGUUAAGCUGCCCUGGGCUACAAUAUAAGACACAGAUGAAGGAAUUUGUGUGUAUGUAUUUGUCCAUUUGCUUUGGACAACCUUUCUGUACCUGUUUACACUCACACCAUAGAAUCACUGACUGCUCAAGUGCCAAACUGGUUUCUGUCCUGCGUACAUAUGACCUUCUCAGCACGACAUUUUAGAGCUUUUUAAGUUUUGUUGUGAAGCUUUUUUUUUCUACUUUGCAUGCUAGCACUUUUAAUUGCUGAACUGAUAUGAAAAGACAGUAACAUGCUAUCUUCACCUUUAUGAGUUUGAAUAUCUGCACAUCAGAACAAAUUCAAGAAGUUCAGUUAACAUCUGUGCUGCAUCUUACUGACGUACAUUGUCAGCUUUGUGCAUUGUAAGUUACAGAAGUAAUUAUCUGAAGACAUGUUUUUGUUUUGCUGUUGUGCCUUUUGUUGUUUAAGUGAGAUGCUGGGUGUCAAAUUAAGCCUCCCAAGAUCUCACUUACAAGGAGUUAAAGAUAUUUUAGAUAAUUAUUUUUGUCCCUGUAAUUGGAGCCUGGUUAUUUAUUUUUUGUUUGUCUCUUCUUCCAAGCUGAAGAAAAUGUCUGCCAUAUUAAAUCUGCAAAUCAGUUUUUCAGUCUUUCUUUUUGCACUACAAUGAAUGAUUAUGUAUAAAUUGAACUUUUUCAGAGCCAAACUGUAAUUGUAAAAACAUCACUAAAAUUGGACCAUGUUAAUACACUACAGUUUAGGACACAAUCCCAUGUCAAUGGUAACCUCUUUCAUGUAAGAAAUUAAUUUAUGAUCAUGCAAUGGCUGGCCUCGGACAAUAAAUUAUAGGUCACUAUGAAUGGUUUUAAAUAUGAAUAAAAUUAAUAAUAUAUUCCAUCAGGAAAAUAUAUUACUUUAAACUAGAUUUUUUUAGAUGCAUCAUUGCAUCUAAAACACUUAGGACUAUUAUAUUGUAUUAAAUGCUUAUAGUCUGCUUAUGAUCUGUACAUGUUAAUAAUCUGCCAAUUAAAAGAGUGUCACUAUGGAA